AAUAUAAAGAAGAUCAAACGACUUACAUAAAGCGCUAGGCCUCUGCUGUUUGGAGUGUACAAGCAGCUGCUCCUGCAAAACUCACAGCUUCACUUCGGAUUUAUAUCAAUUUUUCUCACACGUGCUUGGCAAUGGCUAAUCCACUUGCAGGAAAGGUUGCAAUAGUAACAGGAGCUACCAGAGGCAUUGGUAAAGGGAUUGCUCUCCAGCUGGCAAAGGCAGGGGCUGUGGUUUAUAUCACUGGCCGCACAUUGAAGCCAAGAUCAGAUCUACCAGGAUGUUCACUCGAAGAAGUGGCCAGAGAGAUAUCAGAGAACAGUGGACAGUGUAUACCAAUACAAUGUGAUCACAGUAAAGAUGAAGACAUUAAAGCUCUCUUUGACCGGGUUAAGGAGGAGCAGAAGGGAAAACUGGACAUCAUGGUCAACAAUGCUUAUUCUGCAGUAAAUGCUAUAGGAGAAGUUAUGGGAAAGCCAUUUUGGGAGCAACCAACAACCAUGUGGGACACUGUGAACAAUGUUGGACUUAGAAAUCACUACAUCUGCUCAGUAUAUGCCAGCCAAAUCAUGGUGCCAAGAAAAGAAGGACUUAUUGUGAAUAUUUCGUCUGCUGGAGGCUUGUCAUAUCUUUUCAAUGUGGCCUAUGGCAUUGGCAAGGAAGCGUGUGACCGUAUGGCAGCAGAUUGUGCGAUUGAGCUGCGAAAACAUAAAGUUGCCUUUGUCAGCUUGUGGCCAGGUGCUGUCCAGACGGAACAUAUUACCAAAAUGAUGGCCUCAGAAAAAGGAAAUGAUUUGAAACUGCCUGGAAUCAAACCUGAAGUUGUGAAGAAGAUUUUUGAAAAUGGGGAAACGCCUCAGUUUGCAGGGAUGUGCAUUGCCAAGCUGGCAUUAGAUCCAAAUAUCAUGCAGAAGACUGGGAAAGUGUUGAUGACAUCAGAUCUUGCUAAUGAAUAUGAUUUAACAGAUGUUAAUGGGAGAAAACCAUUGGGCAUGCGUUCUGUCAAGACCUUAUUGAAUUACAACGGGAACACUUGGCUUGCUGCUGUAGUGCCAAGGUUCCUCAAGGUGCCUCUUUGGAUGGUGGCCUUGAGAGGAAAGAAGUUGUGAAUAAUCAAACUAAAGACAGGAGCCUAGAUCAACACAUCACAUGUUUUGACAGCUUCCAUAGGGUACUGUAUGGCAUGGUAUUUAGCCUAGAUCCCCAGGGCACUCUAUCAUAUAUUUAGACAGAACCCACACGGGAGUCUGUUUAUAUAUUUAGACUAGAUUUAGACUAGAAUGGAAAGCUAAAAACCAUUGACUGGGCUUGUUUGACUCUAUUAAGUGUGAUGAUGUACUUGCCAGAAAGUUUUUAUUAUCCAAAGAAAAAUAUGGAAUCUUGCACUGCAAUAGCUACUCCAGCAAUGAUUGUAAUAUUAACAAGCAAAUUUAGGUCAGUUUCUUUGUUAUUUAUAAGUUGACACAAUGAGUAUUAGCCAUUUUGAUUUGCCAGUUGUGUGAUAUAAAAGGUUGACUUCAAACAUACUUUUAAAUAAGAAGCAUGUGAUGCUUAUUAUGUGAUACUUUGAUAUAUUUGACGUCACAUGUGUGAUAUUUUUAUCUUGAAAUCUUUCAAGUAAUUAAUUUUAUACAAAUAUCAUUAGUGUCUGAGUUAAAUAAGUAUUUUCUGAGUACCAUGUCAGUAUUGAAGAAUAUAUUGGUCAAACUACAGUAACUACAUUUCAAGAUGAAUCCAUAGUUGUCAACUUUAGUGAAGUAUUGGUCUGACACAUUAGCCAAGUCUUUGGUGAUAUACAGCGUAAAACAGAAGCAACAUUCCAUUUAUUACAAUAGAACUGAAACUGAUUUACAUAGGUCAGCAUUAGCUUAACUUUUGAUUGGAUUUGAAUUUGAUUAUGUACAUUUUUUUGUCCCAAAGUAGAAAAUUAUGCCAUGAAUGCCUAGUGAAAAAUCAAUCUGCGGCCCUGGUAUAUGUAAAGGGUAAAUCAAAUAUGUCAUUUGGAAAUUGGAUGUAUAUGCAUGAUGACUGUUUAUGUGUAUUAUAACAUAUUUUAAGAGAGGAAUGGGAGGACUUGAAAAGAAAGUUGAGAAUUUGAGAAAUGCACAAAUUUUAAACGAUCUGUUCAACAGCACAAUAAGGCAAUGAAUGUCAGAAAUGUACUUAAAUUGUUUAGUCUGGUUGUGAAAUUAAAUCUUGUAUGAAAUAAGA
Molecule: messenger RNA, 2208 nt
Organism: Lingula anatina
Lineage: Eukaryota; Metazoa; Brachiopoda; Lingulata; Lingulida; Lingulidae
Product: dehydrogenase/reductase SDR family member 1
Source: RefSeq, a predicted model, not a curated record